Messenger RNA from Aspergillus puulaauensis, 501 nucleotides. RefSeq names its product GNAT family N-acetyltransferase. Gene Ontology annotation, molecular function: acyltransferase activity, transferring groups other than amino-acyl groups. The coding region runs from base 1 to 501 and encodes 166 amino acids. Lineage: Eukaryota; Fungi; Ascomycota; Eurotiomycetes; Eurotiales; Aspergillaceae. The record is from RefSeq and is a predicted model, not a curated record. The transcript has a single exon.
AUGGCUACCAACGACUUUCGCAUCGUUUCAGCGCAGACACCAGAGCAUAUCGCUACGGCUAGGGAGCUGUUCACAGCCUAUGUUGAAUGGCUAAACAUCGACCUCAGCUUCCAAAGCUUCAAGUCCGAACUGGCCUCGCUGCCGGGGAAGUAUGGGGCUCCCCAUGGAGAGCUUCUUCUCGCCUACAGCUCAGACAACACCCCUCUAGGCUGUGUCGCUGUCCGUCCUCUCAGCGACGAAGGCAAGGGACAGGCGUGCGAAAUGAAACGGCUGUACGUUUCCCCCGAAGCACGAGGCAUGGGCCUAGGCAAGGCCCUGAUAGCUGCGAUUGUGCAGCGCGCAAAGGAACUGGGAUACAAAGAGAUGAGGCUGGACACACUCCCUUCCAGGAUGCAAGGUGCAAUCCAACUGUAUACGCGGGCUGGCUUUGUUGAGAGACAUCCCUACUACGAGACUCCCAUGGACGAAACAAUCUUCCUCGCGCUCGACCUCACACAAUAA